Molecule: messenger RNA, 1485 nt
Organism: Brachypodium distachyon (stiff brome)
Lineage: Eukaryota; Viridiplantae; Streptophyta; Magnoliopsida; Poales; Poaceae
Product: probable glucuronosyltransferase Os07g0694400
Exons: 3
Coding region: 143-1162 (339 amino acids)
Biological process (GO): glucuronoxylan biosynthetic process; plant-type secondary cell wall biogenesis
Cellular component (GO): Golgi membrane
Molecular function (GO): galactosylgalactosylxylosylprotein 3-beta-glucuronosyltransferase activity; xylosyltransferase activity
Source: RefSeq, a predicted model, not a curated record
GUAGAUGAGCAGCAUCCCGAACCCGAACCCAAACCCAAAGGAAGUCAGUCGUAUAUAAGCUGGCUUCGGCCGAACCCAGGCAGGCACCCAGCAAUAGCAGAGCAUAGACCCAAGAAAGGAUCACACUUUGGAGUUUGGAGUGAUGGCGCCGUCGCCCAAGAAAGAGAAAGAGAAAGAGAAAGAGAAAGAGAAGGAGAAAGCUUGGGCGCGGGGAAAGGGGAUAAGGCGGCGGCCCCUGCUGCUGAGGAGAGCGAUGCUGCAUUCCUCUGCCUGCUUCUUCACCGGCGUCCUCAUCGGGGGAUUCAUCAGCACCCCGCCUUCAGAUCACGUCCUGCCCCACUACAACAAGUAUUGGGACUGGGACUGGAGCUGGAACUGGAACUGGACGAGCAGCGCUGCGGCCGACGUCGUGGCCGCCAUGAUCAACAACCACACCAACAACUAUUUCCUGCCACGGCAGCAACCAGCGAAGCAGCAGCCGCCGAUGAUAACGAGCAAUCUGGUGGUGGUGAUGACUUGCACGGAGUUGUGGGAGCCGGAGCGUCGCGCGGCGGGGCUGAGCCGCACGGCGCAUGCGCUGCGGCUGGUGCCCCCGCCGCUGCUGUGGCUGGUGGUGGAGCCGUCCAGGGAGGCGCUGCCCACGGCCCGGCUGCUCCGAGGCGCCGGCGUCGUGUACCGGCACCUGACAUACAAGGACAACUUCACGGAUGGUGUCCUGGAGCGGCAUCACCAGAGGAACGUGGCGCUGGGGCACGUCGAGCAGCAUCGCCUCGACGGGGUGCUGCUCUUCGCCGGCCUUGACCAUGUCUAUGACCACCGCUUGUUCCAACACCUCAGGGAAAUCAGGACGUUUGGUGUGUGGUCAGUGGCGACACUCGUAGGAGGAGCAACAGCGGAAAUGGAAGGGCCAGUCUGCGCACGGUGGGCGGUCACCGGCACCCGUUCCCGUUCAAACAAGCACCCAAACAUGUUCGCCUUCCGCAGCACCAUGCUGUGGGAUCCCACCAGAUGGGACCGAUUCCCCAUCAACCAGCCAGACGCCUCACAGGAUUCGUUCAAGUUUAUGCAACGACUGGUUGCGGAGGAGUACAACAAGUCGAGGGGAAUGCCCGAUCCGGAUUGCUCGGAAAUCAUGGUGUGGCGUGGAGAUCAGCUCAUCUAGCCUAGCCUAGCUCUAUCCAAAUCACUGCUACUCCAAGGUUCUGCCUGCUGGAAUCAAAUCGGCCGGCCCUGGAAGAUCAUAUCAUCCCCCAGUCCAUUAGCUUUGCCUUAACUACCAUACGUGGGCGUCACCAUUCACCAAAAGCAUAUGUACCCCCCGGGCGGCCUACCACCUACUAUCCUCUCACCACUCAGUUGCAGUUUUUACGUGAUAUAUUUGUUAGUACGUCGAUACUUCGUCAAAUUGUAAUAUUUAGUUAAUAAUAUCGAUAUAGCGAUGCAAAAUACAAGUGCUACUUCCAACUCUAGUGUUUUCAUGGGUUA